AGACUUUUCGACCUAACACUUGACAAGCUUAGACUGUCAUGCUAGCGAAACUAUAAGCUGGACCGAGGAAGUCUCCAGACAUGGUAGAGGAGAGGAUGGGGGACUGUUGGAGCUACACCAAGGAUCAGUUUGACAACUUGGAGAAGCAUACACAGUGGGGGAUCGAAUUUGUGGAGAAGUACACCAAAUUUGUCAAGGAGAGAUCGGAGAUUGAAAUCAACUAUGCAAAACAAAUUAGGAAUUUAUCAAAGAAGUAUCAACCCAAGAAGAACUCACGAGAGGAGGAGGAGAGCAAGUACACCUUCUGUCGAUCCUUCCUGAUCACGCUUAAUGAGUUAAAUGACUAUGCAGGUCAACACGAGGUUAUAGCAGAGAACUUAACGUCUCAAAUCAUCACAGAGCUUUCACGCUACCUGCAGGAACUCAAGACCGAGAGGAAAUCGCACUUCCAUGAUGGGCGUAAGGCACAGCAGCACAUUGAGAGCUCGUGGAAACAACUGGAAUCGUGUAAAAGACGGUUUGAAAGGGACUGUAAAGAGGCAGACAGAGCACAGCAAUACUUUGAGAAGAUGGAUGCUGACAUUAACGUGACUAAGGCUGAUGUGGAAAAGGCAAGACAGCAAGCUCAGAUGAGACACCAGAUGGCUGCUGACAGUAAGAGCGAUUACUCCUCCUACCUGCAAAAGUUCAACCAGGAGCAGAAUGAUCAUUACUAUACAAUUAUCCCCAACAUAUUCCAGAAACUUCAAGACAUGGAGGAGAGAAGAAUUGAGAGGAUAGGAGUGUGCAUGAAGACGUUUGCAGACGUGGACCGCCAAGUGCUGCCCAUCGUGGGGAAAUGUUUAGACGGCAUGACGAAAGCCGCUGAGUCCAUCGAGCCCAAGACGGACUCAAAGCAGGUGGUGGAGUCCUAUAAGUCCGGAUUCGAGCCCCCGGGAGAUGUGGAAUUUGAGGACUACGGCCAAGCCAUGAAGAGAACGGCGUCUGAAACUAGCCUGUCCAACGCCAGGGAGGGCAAGGAGAAACCUGCUGGCAAGAGCAAGGGCAAACUGUGGCCUUUCAUUAAGAACAAGAACAAGCUUAUGUCCCUGUUAACGUCCCCCCACCAGCCCCCACCUGCCCCCCCAGCCUCAUCCCCUCCCUCACCCUCUGCUGUUCCCAACGACCCCCAGUCUCCCAAGCAGCACAAGGAGCCCCUCUCCCACCGCCUCAACGACUUCAUGACCUCCAAACCCAAAAUGCAUUGCCUCCGGAGCCUGAGGCGAGGGCUUUCUCUCAAGCUGGGUUCUGGACCAGAGGACUUCAGCCACCUGCCACCGGAGCAGAGGAGGAAGAAGCUGCAGGGCAAGAUAGAUGAACUGAAUAAAGACAUUCAAAAAGAGAUGGACCAGAGGGACGCUCUAACAAAGAUGAAAGACGUUUACGUGAAGAACCCUCAGAUGGGCGACCCUGCCAGCGUAGACCCCCGGCUAUUAGAAAUAGGCCAGACCAUUGAGAAGCUCCAGUCUGAAGUGCAGAAAUUUGAGGGCUGGUUAGCAGAGGUGGAGGAGAGGAUGCCAUCCAAGAGUGACACACACCGGAGAAGUGGACUCUAUGAGACCCAGAACAACACAACAGUGAGCAACAACUGUGCGCAGGACAGAGAGAGGCCCUUGAGCAGCCCGGAUGGCAGCUACACAGAGGAGCAGAAUUCAGAGACUCAGGUCAAAGUCAACACCCACCCCAUCCCCACCUCCACCGUGCCGGAGUUUGACGAUGAGUUUGACGAUGAGGAGACCUUGCCCACCAUCGGCACCUGCAAAGCCUUGUACCCCUUUGAAGGCCAGAACGAGGGUACUAUCUCCGUAGCUGAGGGCGAGCUGUUGUACGUCAUAGAGGAAGACAAAGGAGACGGGUGGACACGAGUGCGCAGGAACGAGGACGAGGAGGGAUACGUCCCCACAUCCUACGUCGAGGUCUUUUUGGAAACAAAUGCCAAAGAUUCCUAAAAGUGAGAGGCUGGCUGAGGAAUGGCAGGGCAAGCAGCCUCGGAGAAACCACCACGUUCCUCACACGCUCUCACUGAGUCAGAGAGAGAAAAAGUGAAAGAUGACCUGAAUCUAAAAGAGAGAGCCGGCCGAUAAUAACACAUCUCAAUUUCCAAACCGUUACCGUAUAAAAACAACAACAAAAAAAAACUUAUCAGCAGUGUUGUGCUUCCUCUGCAGAGCUCUGCAAAGUGAAGCAAAGAUAAGAGAAAUUCAUCUAAAUUUUAGCGCUCAUAACCUUUUCCAUUCUUAACACCCAUUCAGCAGUCACAACCACAGUAUACAAUUUGCUUUUUGUUGUUUUCGGCAAAGCUUUGCUUCUUAAUGUAACUAACUCCGCUUGCACCACCGCGCGGCCAUGAACGUGGCUGUUGGCUUCCUCGCUCUGAACGCCCCCCCGCCCCGCCCCCCUCGGCUCUGCCACUUCUGUUUUUCCUUACCUUUUCCCCCGGUGCACACACACACACACACACACACACAUGGAAGAGGGUGUGGUCAGAGACAGGACGGAGACCAGCAGGAUCCUACGGACAAAAGACCAGCUGGAGGAAGCCAUGUUCCCCCCUUCAUCCAGCGGUUUGUGUGUGUGUGUGUGUGUGUGUGUGUGUGUGUGUGUGUGUGAGUGAGUCACUCACUCACUCAUUGACUCCACAGAGAAUCAUCCUGGACUCAUCUACCCCGCCCCCCCCCUCCUCACUAAAAUCAGCUCCAUAUUCGCAGGUUUCACCCAACUGGAAACAGAAGAAGUGCAGGUGCUAAUCAUUCAUUUCUGUGUCACGUGUCUCUGGUUUGUUUCAUGGAUCUGAAUGCUUGUAUGUACGCCUUAUUUUUGAAGGUUUUGUGUGUCGCAAUGUCUCAUUUUCUCCGCACCACUGUCACUCCUACACACCCAGGACCACCUGGAGGCAAAAGAGAUGGAUGAUGAAUCAUUCGCCAUCACUCUCCUCCACCAGUUCCUGCACUGGUGCCUGUUCCUCUCUCUGACCACCCCCCUCCCCCCCACACUUCCACGGCCCUUCCCUUCUCAGGCGGCUCAGGCUGUCCCUUGGCUGCUUUGACACUCCCCCCCCUUUCCUUUUUUUGCAACAGCUUGGGGGCAGGGGCCUCUCAGCGUUGUGGUGUGCUGCAUGCUUGCCCUGUCUUCCUCUCCUCGCCCCUCUGCUGGCAGCCCAGAAGAGGUGGUGGGGGGUGUUUGGUCAGCUUAUGCCCCCCUGCCUCCGGCCACCAGUCUUUCUGUUCAGUUAACCCUCAUUGCCUGGUCGUACUGUUUGAAUUAACCUGAAUGCUACUGUUUGGGUUCGGUGCCUGUGGCUCUUUUCUUUUCUUUUCUUUUGUUUUUUUUUUGUUUUUUUUUUGUCUUUUUAAUAUCUCUUUUCAGUUGUUGGUUCAGAAAGCAUGUUUCCAUGUUUUUAACAGAGUGAGUGGGCGAUCACCUCCUCCCAGUGUUCCCCAGUUCAGUCUCAAAACUGUCAGAAAAGGACAACAGGGACCCGAAAUGUUGUUUUCUGAACGAUCUUAUGCAUAGGUAGGAUGGAUGUCUCGUGCAUUUGUUUUACUGUAAGUUCACAGUACAGUAUGUAUGUAAAGAUGUUAGUGUUGUAUGUUUUGAUCAGAGUGUCUAACGCAAGUUGUUGUUAGUUUACAGUUAAUCACCUUGUGGAACUGUUUCCACUUGGCCCAAGCAGCAGUCCACCCAAAAAAAUAAAACCUAUGAAGAUAUAUGAUUUACACCUGAUGUUUUUACGACGGUCCACUUACUUUCUACUGUAUAUGAAAAUAUACUGUGAUUCAUCAUUUUCCUGUGAAUUUGUGAGCGAAGUGUGACCGAAUCACCUGUUUCGGGCCUUAACCAGGUUUGUGUUCAAUCACUGGGAAAAAGAAUGACGCUGAUAUUAGCUGUGCUAUGGCGAAAGGAUUAAGAUGUGAUUAGCAAAAGUUUGGGGGCAAAUUUCAUAGAUUUUCUAAUCAUGAAACUGUCAGAUGAGAGGAAUUAUGUCCACUGAUACCACUCCCCCUCUUGCUCUUCGGCACAUAACGUAUGUGAUUUUAACAUUUCUGUUUUAUAUUUGAUGAUCUUAAGUUGAGAUUUUUGCUUUUCUGUUUUUAUUUUUGAGCUGGAAAAUUUGUUGUAGCUUUUUUUUUUUUUUUUUUUUCUGCCUGAACGGGACUAAAAUCCCUUAACUGCAAAUAUAAGUAAUAAUUACAUUGUUUGUGUUUUGGAUGAAGCCAUUGCUGAAUAUUCAUCUGAUGCAGAAUAUAAUGAACACUUCUUAAAUGGAUGAGUAAUGGACACAAUGACCCUUUGGACUCCUGAUGGAAGGAAUGAUCAAAUCCCUGCUGAAGCAAGCUGAAAAGUGCCACGUUCGCUUUUCGCCACCCAUCUCAAUAAGUCACGUUACCAAACGAGCCCUUAUGUUUGUUUUACUGUUUCUGUGUGAUAAAUCACAAGAUCAAUCUGACGAGGCAAAGACCACCACUUCAGUGGCAGCAGUGGCUUUGCAGCAGCCACCUGCCUGCCAGCGCUCUGCGAUGAGACCACCACAAAGGUUUUAGUCGAUGCCCCAGAAUAACCUGCCUGUACAGUGGAAAUGGCGAGAUGGAAUUAGAGAGAAUAUAUAUGAAUAUAUAAAUAAAGUUUAAAAAAGGAAAACAUCUAUUUUAACUAUUGAGAGUCUUACCAUUACUUUAUCUGCUUUGCAAAGUAAGACUUCUUUUCCUUUGUAAGGUCUACCAAACGGUGUGUUUUGCACUUUUUUCGUUUGUGUUCCAUUUGGUAGCCCAUGCUUGUGUUUUGGAGCACUGAAUACUUUGUAUUGUGUUUACUGUGCCAAUUAAAUAUGCCUGGAAAGUAAA
Messenger RNA from Toxotes jaculatrix (banded archerfish), 4880 nucleotides. RefSeq names its product formin-binding protein 1 (gene fnbp1b). The transcript is spliced from 17 exons. NCBI's taxonomy places the organism in Eukaryota, Metazoa, Chordata, Actinopteri, Toxotidae. The record is from RefSeq and is a predicted model, not a curated record. Gene Ontology annotation, biological process: signal transduction; endocytosis. The coding region runs from base 81 to 1988 and encodes 635 amino acids. Gene Ontology annotation, molecular function: protein binding.